AUGUCCGGAAUGCAUCGCCCUCGUGUCCAUGACGAAUCUAAAGACGACUCAAAGCCUCCAGAUGGCAUCCAAGAGACAGUAGCACGACCGACCGACCCAAAUCGUCCCUAUUCGAAACAAAACCGAAUCCGGCAGAACAUAGAAGAAUAUGAACAGCUCUUCGGCGUUGAAGAGGAGGCAUAUAGCCAACCAACUACAACGAAAAAAGAGCUGUGGUCUUAUUAUCUGUACUAUAAUGGCGAUAACGGUGUGGGUCCGGGAUCCUACACUCAAGCUCUGUUUCAAUGGGCACUGAACGGAGCCGGAUUCCAGCCUGGGACCAAUCCACCUAAACCUUGCACGAGUUCUUCUCCGUGCGUCGUUCCGUGGGCCGGUAGCACGCGGUCAACUGCUUCUGUUGUCUUAAUAGCAAAUGGCCUGUGUUUCACAUUCAUGACUGUGAUGUUCGUAUGGUUGGGAAGUGCGGCAGACUACGGAUCAUUUGGUCGCUGGCUACUGCUGGCUCUAACAGUCGUCUGUUGGGCCCUGCAGUACGGUAUGAUGGCGAUAAGGCAUCCGAGUCAGUGGCCAGCAGCCAUGGGUAUGUAUAUCGUUGCGUAUGUCGCUUACGGAGCCACCUUGGUUUUCUAUGCGGCUGUAUUUCCAAGGCUUGCUCGUUAUAUACCUCACGUACGUAAGGCUCGCGAGGAAGAUCUCAAGGAUGGCAAAAUAAGCCAGCAGGAUGACAAUAGUAAUGUUUCAACCGCACACAGUAACAUCGGCUACUUGCUGACGCUCGUCAUCAAUUUGAGCGUCCUUUUGCCACUACAGAACAACACAUAUUCAAAUAACUUGGCCCUUUGCCUUACGAAUUCUUACUGGAUUGUCCUUGGGAUAUGGUGGUUUAUUUUCCAGCAGAAACGAGCUGGUCCCAAGAUACCGAAGGGCUCUAACUAUGCUACCAUCGGCUUCAAGCAAGUGUGGCUAGCAUUGCGUGAGACUCGGUCCCUACCGCAGACCUUUCUCUAUCUGGUUGCUUUCUUCCUACUUGCCGAUGGACUGAAUACAACAGGGUCGCUCGUCACUAUAAUUCAAAAUGGGAUCGUCGAAUUCAGCUUCCUACAAAUCACGUAUCUAGGAAUCGCACAGGCUUGCUGCUCUAUAGCAUCGACUUUCGGCUUCUGGUACAUUCAGAAAUAUUUCAAAUUACGAACGAAGCCCAUGUUCUUGGUUACAAACUUCUUCAGCGUAUUCAUCCCAUUCUGGGGCAUGCUAGGACUCUGGACGAAGAAGAUCGGAUAUCAUAAUAAGUGGGAGUUUUAUUUCUACAACAUCAUCUUUGGCCUAUUUCAGGCGCCUUAUUAUGCGUACUCACAAACUAUGAUAAGUGAACUAAUGCCUCGCGGCUACGAUAAUAUGUUUUUUGCUCUCUUCGGUAUCACCAAUCGUGCGUCCUCAAUAAUCGGUCCGAAUGUGGUGCAGGCAAUCAUAAAUGACACUGAAAAUAACUGGAUGGGUUUCCCAUUCCUAUUUGCUAUCUGUGCUGCGGCUAUGGUCGGCAUCAUUUUCGUGGAUAUAGAGAAGGGUCGUGAGGAUGCGAGAAAGUUCGCAGAGAAGCGAAAGAUCAGUCGUGUUGCGGCAGAAAGUGGCUGA
This is a messenger RNA of Paecilomyces variotii, 1632 nucleotides long. RefSeq names its product autophagy-related protein 22-like protein. Lineage: Eukaryota; Fungi; Ascomycota; Eurotiomycetes; Eurotiales; Thermoascaceae. The record is from RefSeq and is a predicted model, not a curated record. The transcript has 10 exons. The coding region runs from base 1 to 1632 and encodes 543 amino acids. Gene Ontology annotation, biological process: amino acid transmembrane export from vacuole.